CUGAGGCGCUUUUUUACUUUCAAAAAGGGCAGCCAUGGCAUGGAGCCCACCAUCGUGGUGCAUGGUGGUGCGUGGGCCGUCCCCGACAGUCUGGCCGAGGCGAGCGUGGCUGGGGUGAAGGCGGCGGCCCGGGACGGCUUUGCCAUCCUGAAGAUUGGUGGAAGUGCUCUGGAUGCCGUGGAGUUGGCUGAGAGAGCCCUGGAAGACGACCUGGCGGCAUUUGAUGCAGGAUGCGGCGCGGUCCUGAAUACGGAUGGGGAGGUGGAGCUGGAUGGCAAGACGCUGGCUGCUGGAGCGGUGAGUUCUGUGAGGAACAUCACCCACCCUGUGACACUGGCCCGUGCUGUGAUGGAAAAGACUGACCACAUCAUGCUAACAGACAGGGGAGCCAGCCAGUUUGCAGAGAGCAUUGGCAUAACCACGGUGCCCACUGAUGCUUUGAUGACGGAGAGUGAAAGGAGAGAGUGGGAACAUUACAAAAAGUAUGCAGUUGGAGUGAAGGAGCUGUUUAAUUCCCAGUGGGGCCACGACACUGUCGGAGCAGUUGCUUUGGAUCACCGUGGUAACCUUGCCUGUGUAACGUCUACUGGUGGAAUCCGCAACAAAAUGGUGGGCCGAGUAGGAGACACAUCGAUAAUUGUAUCCGGUGGCUAUGAUGACGAUCAGAGUGGUGCGGUCUCCUGCACGGGUCACGGAGAAUCCAUUAUGAAAGUCACUCUUGCCAGACUUAUCCUCUUUAACAUGGAGCUAGGAAAGCUGGCGCGUGAUGCGGUCGACGUUUCCUUGGCCUACAUGGGAGAACGUGUCCAAGGUGGAGGUGGUGCCAUCGCGAUUGCUCCGAGCGGGGACUGGGCAGCCAGAUUCACCACGCAACGCAUGGUCUGGGCUACAGCCAAGGGGGAGUCCUUGUUCUACGGCCUAGACCCCCAGGACAUGUUUGAGGAAAAGCUGUCAAAGUAGCGAUGUGCUGUCCUUACAAUUCCAUUGAUUUUUUAUUUUUUUUUUAAAUUAACAAAUAUGCUAACACAAUAGACCUGCUUUUGGUGAUUCUGCAAACCUUGCUUAUCCAGAACCUAAAAUUCCAAAAUAUUUUUUAGUUUGAUUUUAGAGUUUAUUUGCUGAUUAGAGAUUUUUGAAUGUUAGCUUAGUUAUCUAACCUCAUAGUAUACAGCUCCAAAUCCAAGGCAAUGAGGCUAAUUGCUUGUCUAAAACUAUAUGAAAAAUUGAGGAAUUUCCUACAUGACUUGUAUUAUACACCAUGAGAGUGCUCUCAGUUCACCUGAAAUAGAGCAUCCCCAGGUUUAGUUCAUUGCUGGUGUGAGUCACUCCACUGAAUAAGAGCUAUGACUCUUGUAAUCAAUAUUUCAUAAACCCCGCAGAUUAGAUUUAGAUGGGGGAAAAAAGAACACUGGUGCAGCAACAUACCGUAAUCCGUCAAUGGCGUAGUGAACAGAAAGGCGGAUUCUUUGUUUUUCCUAAAUAAAGAGUUUGU
Molecule: messenger RNA, 1492 nt
Organism: Scleropages formosus (Asian bonytongue)
Lineage: Eukaryota; Metazoa; Chordata; Actinopteri; Osteoglossiformes; Osteoglossidae
Product: isoaspartyl peptidase/L-asparaginase
Exons: 7
Coding region: 40-960 (306 amino acids)
Cellular component (GO): cytoplasm
Molecular function (GO): asparaginase activity
Source: RefSeq, a predicted model, not a curated record